AUUUUCAGAUAUUUUAUGUUGACCUUACCUCAUUUAUUUCUUCUACUGCACUUUUCUCUAUUUAAUUGUGCGUUCAGUAAUGCAUUCGUAUUGAGAACGGAUGUAAAGGUAGAAGAAAGCCUUAUUUAUGUACAAACUAUCUGGCGACACGGUGAUCGCGCACCACACCAGUUACCUUACCCAAGUGAUCUGAAUAAUGAAAGCUCUUGGCCAAGAGGAUGGUCUCAGCUUACAAACACAGGAAUGAAGCAACUGUAUGAAUUGGGUCUUUUCUUCCGGAAACGGUAUAAUGGAUACAUUGAAAAGUUCAAUCAAGCUGAUAUACGGAUCUUGUCAUCCAGAUCAGAACGAGCAAUUGUAAGUGCUCAAGCUAUGUUACGUGGACUUUUCCCGGCUGACAUUACUAUGGAAUGGUUAAAAGAUGAGCAUUGGCAACCAAUUCCUUUUUAUACCGAAAGCAUUGAACGGAAUGCACCACUUCUUCAUUCUACUGUUCAUUCUUGUUCACGUUAUGAUCAACUUAUGAAGAACGAAACAGCAGUGAUCGCUGAUGCAAUGAUGCAAAAAUAUGCCGACGUUGUUCAACUCCUUGCAAAUGUGACUGGAAUCGGUGAAGGACUGAGUUUUGGCCGGAUAGCAGCAUUGAUUGAUAUUCAACGAGAGAUAUUGCACCAACUUCCGCAGCCGGAAUGGGUUUACCAAAAAUGGCCACAAUUCCAUAAUAUGCGUACUAUUGACAUAAUUACGGAAUUCAAGCGCAUCAGCCAAAAUCUAAAGUAUAAUACGCUUGAAAAGGCGCGAUUUAAAGGUGGUUUACUGCUUGGAGAUAUACUGCGUCGAUUUCAGAACGUCGCAAAUGGAACCAGAGUAGAAGCAUCUAAAAUGUUUCUCUAUUCUGCGCAUGAUUCGACAUUACAUUCAGUGCAGCACGCACUGAGAGUAAGCAACGGUUUACUGGUGCCAUAUUCGGCAUGUCUAAUUAUGGAACUGUAUAAAACUGACAAGAAUAAACCAAUAGUAAAAAUUCUUUAUAAGAACGAGACAGAAAAUAUCUAUGAACUAUUCGUACCAGGGUGCUCGGUACCAUGUACUUUGGAACAAUUAGUCCGACUAAGUACUCCUACCAUCCUGGAUUCGGUGGAUAAUUUGAAUAAGGUAACUCAGCUACUUUAUUAUGAUUGA
This is a messenger RNA of Loa loa (African eye worm), 1182 nucleotides long. RefSeq lists its product as hypothetical. Gene Ontology annotation, molecular function: phosphatase activity. Gene Ontology annotation, biological process: dephosphorylation. The transcript has 7 exons. The record is from RefSeq and is a predicted model, not a curated record. Lineage: Eukaryota; Metazoa; Nematoda; Chromadorea; Rhabditida; Onchocercidae. The coding region runs from base 16 to 1182 and encodes 388 amino acids.